Molecule: messenger RNA, 1578 nt
Organism: Clunio marinus
Lineage: Eukaryota; Metazoa; Arthropoda; Insecta; Diptera; Chironomidae
Source: the annotation of a GenBank genome assembly
GAAAAUGACCAAGGCUAAGAUUUUCUUGGCAAUCCUUUGAGACAUUUUCUUCUGUUUCAGUAUCGCGUAGAACGUUAAAUAAGGAACAUGGUGAUUGAAGACUCUCUCUUGUUGAAAGAAAAUUUUAUUAAUGACGUGCGGGAGUUCGUUAAAAAGAAAAAUUGGCGUAAAAUUCUAGUGUCAUGUAAAAAGUAUGGAAUAAAUGUUACUUCUGAAACUUUGUGGACUUUUCCUUCUGAGUAUUGUGUGACUUAUCUUAAAGCACUUUGGAAAAGCUUCAACAUUACAAAUGUUUUGAGCAUAGGAUGUGGAACUGGCUUGAUGGAAUUUAUUCUAAGAGAAAGCAUUGGGAUAAGAGUUACUGGACUUGAAGUCGAUAAGAAUUGGUGGUCACGUCACAAACCAUUUAUUCCCUUAAAGUUUUUAGAUCCUGGUCAAGAAAUAACUUCUAAAUUUCUGCUUGACACGUGUUUAAGUAAAAAUUGGAAUUUUUCACUCAUGUUCUGUUACUUCAAUAAUAGAAAGGCCUUUGACGAAUAUGUGAAAUGCUACAAAGGAAAUUAUGUGAUAAUCAUUGGACCAGCAGCGAAUACCAUGAGAUAUACCGAGCCAUUACCACUUGAUAAGGAAUUUCAGGAAAACGAGAACUAUAAACUUAUUCAUGUUAAAGAGUUUGGUGAUAAUCACGAUCUGAUUGCCAUUUAUGAGAAAUGUGUGAAAAAUUUAUUUGCUUGAAACGGUUGAAAUAUAUUUAAAAGAGCUUUCGAAAAGCUUUUCAUUUCUCCAAAGAAAUAUUCUUUUGUACAGUAUCGGAAAAUGCUCGAAAGAGUGCAGUUUUAGAAGUUAAGGGAAAUCUCUUAAGUAUUUCCAUCUCAUUAAUAAAAUAAUAUUAUUUUAGGAGAAGGCAGCGAUAUAUUGAGAAAGCUUUUUCGACGAGGAAAGCUCUAGAAAUAAAUUUUUGAUUAGUUUUCUUUUCUGUAACUUUUGUGAUAUUUUUAGACAAAUAGAAUCUCCAUCAAUAAUAAGUAGUUGUUGACCAUAAAAUGAAAGAUUAAAAAUAUCAAUACAAAAGUAAACUUCUGUUGAAAAAUUAAUUUGUUUUAAAUUACGAUGUGUGUAUUUUUACAUUGGUGCAUGCUGCAAUCUAUUUUUGUACUUUGCUCUUGUUAUGUUCGCUUGAUAAGACAAAAAUAGACACAGAAAAUGUGUGGGCGAAAGAACACUACGAAAGGGAGAAUCAAGGAAAAUAGGUUACGCUAGAUGCUGAAAUGUGUAAAAGCUACUCUCUCGUUGUGCUUUAGUUUGAGUUCUAUUUUUGUAAACAGCAGCAGCAAUGGUGAAAAAAAAAAUCAUUUCAAUGAUGAAAAAUGAAAAUAAACGAAAUGACUUCAGUUAAUGAUAGAAUCCCACUUGUUGACGAAAUGUCUGAGUGGGUCGAUAAAUAAAAAAAAGUAAUGUUUUAUUUGUCUGCCUAGUUUAAAAUGGUUUUGUUCGACUUUCCUAGUAGUUUCUGAUAAAUUUAAAUAUAAACUAAAAAUGUUAUCGUUCUUGGAAAUAGAAUGUCUAUUAAAAUUUGAG